CUCUAGCUGGGGCUGUGCGCGGAGCUCCGGCGGGGCGUGGGGAACGGCGGCGCCCGCGCGGGUGGUAGCCGAAACAGCCCUACCGGCAAAAACACACUAGAGGCCACAAACGAGGGGAGCCCGGGCUCCUCUCCGGUACACACACUUCCUCCCACCGCCACCUCCCCUCCGCCCCGCGCGCCACCCGGCCGCUCGGACUGCUAUGUGACCGAGAGGCUGUGGAGGAAGGGGUCUGGGAAGAGGUGAGCUAAGUUUGAGCCCACUUUUGCAGGCGCCCCUCUGAGCCCUCGCCUGCCCUAGGUCUGGUAACUAGCUGGCUCCCGGGUGCCCUUCGCCUCCGAGCGCUUCCAGCUGCCGCGGUUCCCGGUGGCCAUGGUGACGAUGGAGGAACUUCGGGAGAUGGACUGCAGCGUGCUCAAAAGGCUGAUGAACCGGGACGAGAACGGCGGCGGCGCGGGCGGCAGCGGUAACCACGGCGCCCUGGGGCUGCUGAGCGGCGGCAAGUGCCUGCUGCUGGAUUGCAGACCGUUCCUGGCGCACAGCGCGGGCUACAUCCGAGGCUCGGUCAACGUGCGCUGCAACACCAUCGUGCGGCGGCGGGCCAAGGGCUCGGUGAGCCUGGAGCAGAUCCUGCCCGCCGAGGAAGAGGUGCGCGCCCGCCUGCGCUCCGGCCUCUACUCGGCCGUGAUCGUCUACGACGAACGCAGCCCGCGCGCCGAGAGCCUCCGCGAGGACAGCACCGUGUCGCUGGUGGUGCAGGCGCUGCGCCGGAACGCGGAGCGCACCGACAUCUGUCUGCUCAAAGGUGGCUAUGAGAGAUUUUCUUCUGAGUAUCCAGAAUUUUGCUCCAAAACCAAGGCUCUGGCAGCUAUCCCGCCUCCUGUGCCCCCCAGUGCCAUGGAGUCCUUGGACCUGGGCUGUAGCUCUUGUGGGACACCCCUGCAUGACCAGGGGGGUCCUGUGGAGAUCCUCCCCUUCCUCUACCUUGGCAGUGCCUAUCAUGCUGCCCGGAGAGACAUGCUGGACGCCCUGGGGAUCACAGCCCUGCUAAAUGUCUCCUCGGACUGCCCGAACCACUUUGAAGGCCACUACCAGUACAAGUGCAUCCCGGUGGAGGAUAACCACAAGGCGGACAUCAGCUCUUGGUUCAUGGAAGCCAUCGAGUACAUCGAUGCAGUGAAGGAUUGCCGCGGGCGGGUGCUGGUGCAUUGCCAGGCUGGCAUCUCACGCUCGGCCACCAUCUGCCUGGCCUACCUGAUGAUGAAGAAGCGGGUGAGGCUGGAAGAAGCCUUUGAGUUCGUCAAACAGCGCCGGAGCAUUAUCUCGCCCAACUUCAGCUUCAUGGGGCAGCUGCUGCAGUUUGAAUCCCAGGUGCUGGCCACAUCCUGUGCUGUGGAGGCUGCCAGCCCUUCCGGCCCCCUGCGUGAACGGGGCAAGGCCACCCCUACUCCCACCUCCCAGUUUGUCUUCAGCUUCCCUGUCUCCGUGGGGGUGCACUCAGCCCCCAGCAGCCUGCCAUACCUGCAUAGCCCCAUUACCACUUCCCCCAGCUGUUAGAGCCAGGCUGUGAACCCCCAGAGCCAGAAGUGGCUUCCAUCCUAGCCAGGGCAUGAGCAACGCAUAGGAGAGCAAGUAGAGACUAGUGGGGACAGGUGACCAAGUGCUGUCCCCAUCCAUUUCUCCUUGGCCAUCCACGGGGCCAGCUAGAAUGGCAAUAAGGACUCUGAUUACACAUUUAAAAACAAACUCACAAAACACUCCAAUUUAGAGCAAUAAUGGUGGCCAUCAGUGGCGAGAGAAAACCUGGAUUUGGUUCAUGUGUCAGUUUUACUUUGUCAGGUAGAAAUUUCUUACCUCAUUUUUUUAAACAAUUAAGGCUUGAAGUUAUGAGAUUUCCCCCCCCCCCCCAAAUCCUGGCAAAUGUGCUAGUCCCAUUUUAUUAGAUGAUGGUAGGGUGGGAGGGAGGGAGGGGCAAGAAGAAAACAAGUUUGCCAGAAGUGCCUGGUUUUGUGUGCAAGUCCUGUUGUUGUUGUUGUUGUCAUGGGAAUUUUGCCUUGCAAAAUGUUCUAGGAUGUGGUUUUCAUUUCUAAUUAUUCACCAGCAGGUGAGUAAUUAUGCUUAAUAAUAAAGUAUUUAUUGAGAUUUUUUUUUCCCUUAGAGUAUGUAAGUCCAACAAGUUUAGUAACAGUGAAUUUAGAAUGUAUUUAUGUUGACAUCCAUCACCAGAGUGCAGUUGCAUGCAGAUGUUUAAGCAUUGGGGCAGUAGAUGGUGACUUCAAGGUCUGUGCCAGUUAGCGUGAUGAUUAUUUUGCCACUGAGAAGGGGGUGGAUGGCUAGGAGGAGAAAGAAGAGAGAGGACUGUUUGUUACUUUUGCAGCUGGUUCCUGGGCCUAGAGGCCACGAGCAUACAAUCUUUUCUCUCCUAUGAUCAGUUGGAUGGUGGGAGCAUUUUUCAGUUACGUCACCUGCCUAGGCCUUGCAUAUUGUCUGUGAUUUGUGCCAUGUUCUAUCAGGUUCUCUUGGAAAACUGGGUACAAUUCAGAUUUUUCCUAUGGCACAUCAUUUGAUAAGGCCAAGGGGAAGAAGCCAGAUGAGUAGAGAUACCAGAAAUGAAUUCUCUUUCCCACAUAGUGUAGUUUUUAAUUUUAGUGGCUUUACUUGAAGCAUAACAAAUCCUUGCAUUUUUAGAUCCUUGUUGAACAUUUUUGAAGGCCCUCUUUUGAAUAAAAGGGAGAGUGGAUUUCAUGUUUCAGGUCUCUUUGAGUCCAGUGGGUGAGAGGUUUUGGGGUUUAAGGGGUAAAGGGUUGGCUGCUGGCUCCUGGCAAGUGCAUCAUGGGUACUUGGGAGCCAUUUUGAAUCCUUUCUUGGGCUAAGGCCAUUUUAAGGGGCCUGUCCAAUGGAGGAAUGGCUUGGGAAGGGGAAGGAUGCUUUCUAGGGGGAGGGCGGAGGGAGGAGGUAGGGAAGAGGGAACAAACUGUGUGUUUCUUCAUUUGUAAUGUUGUGGAAUAGUGUUGUUACAGAGUGCCAGAAUAGAGGCCAUUGCAAACUUGUCUAGAAAUGAGAGCAUGUCUCCAUUAGUCCUUUGGGAGUCUAGAUCUCAGUGAACAUUCUUGCUCACCCAAAUAACUUCAAGCCUCAAUGUCACAAUCAUGGAAUGCUUGUUCUUAUCCGGCAUCCCAGGCAGGCCCAGGUUCGUUAACGUUUACUUCUGUGAACUACGAACCUGUGUUGGCAUCAGCAUCCUUGUCCUGUCUGCCUGUGUCUAGCCCUGCCUUCCGGUGAGGCCAGAGUUCCCACUUCCUGUUUGUAGGAAGGCAUAGGCACCUUACUUCUCUGGGAGCUGCUUCACUGCAUUUUCAUGGAGUGAAGAGGCUGGGGCUCCUGGAUGGGUGGACCUUUGUAGAGAUUAUGCAGUUGGACAUUUCCACGUUUUCCUGGAUUCUUGGAAGUUGCUUCAUGUUUGAUGAAGGAUGAGGUCAAGAGAGUUUUGUAGCUGAAAAAAAAGCAGCCAUGGGCUUCCAAGAGUGGUGGAGGGGCUACUGCAGAGCAGUGGGGGGGAGGGUAGCCUGGAGAACAGUCACCUUUUAUACCAUGAGUGUCCAUUUGCCAAAUAUGUCCUUGUUCCCAGACUGCACUCCAAACCUAUGGACAGUGGGAACUCAGGACUAGCUUUAGAUGUCUUUUCCCUGUGUCCCAAUUCAAGUCUUCAAUCACAAAUGUCAAAUGGCUAUAUAUAAAGUCAUUUUCUUUGUACUUGAUGACAGCAUGGGUCCCAAACUCUUAGAAAUAAAAUAGGACAUUGGCUUGGUUGAAAGGGGGACCUCUUU
This is a messenger RNA of Dipodomys spectabilis (banner-tailed kangaroo rat), 3827 nucleotides long. It is a transcript of the gene Dusp4, whose product is annotated as dual specificity phosphatase 4. The record is from RefSeq and is a predicted model, not a curated record. Gene Ontology annotation, biological process: negative regulation of MAPK cascade; endoderm formation; protein dephosphorylation. The transcript has 4 exons. Gene Ontology annotation, molecular function: protein tyrosine/threonine phosphatase activity; MAP kinase tyrosine/serine/threonine phosphatase activity. The coding region runs from base 373 to 1557 and encodes 394 amino acids. Gene Ontology annotation, cellular component: cytoplasm; nucleus. Lineage: Eukaryota; Metazoa; Chordata; Mammalia; Rodentia; Heteromyidae.